Molecule: messenger RNA, 1464 nt
Organism: Megachile rotundata (alfalfa leafcutting bee)
Lineage: Eukaryota; Metazoa; Arthropoda; Insecta; Hymenoptera; Megachilidae
Product: mitochondrial ribosome-associated GTPase 2
Biological process (GO): rRNA base methylation
Cellular component (GO): cytoplasm; mitochondrion
Molecular function (GO): GTPase activity; magnesium ion binding; rRNA (uridine-N3-)-methyltransferase activity
Source: RefSeq, a predicted model, not a curated record
AGUACAGUAUGUAUGUAUAUUGCAACAGUAUUGUAUAAUAUAAUCGAGAUCUAAUGUAAAUAUUGCGGCAAAAAAUUAAUAUAUAAUACAUUUCACGCAGAAAAAUACAUAGUAUUAUAUAAUUGAUUAAACCAAUCAAGUACUUUAUAUUUGAGUAAUUUUCCAUAUGUCUUUAUAUACCUAACAUUAAUUAUGAAUUAUUUUCGUCAUACAAAAAAUAUAUUUCUACUAAAUAUUUCUUGGAAACAAGAAACAACAAAUGCUGUUGCAUUAAAUGUGAAGAAAAAUUUAAACAAAUACGUCUGUAGAACAUUUUUUGCUUCAAAAUACUGUCGAAACCAAGAUCCUGUUCCUAAAGCUUUACGCAGUAUAAAGCCAAAGUCUCAAACAGAUACAGAGAGAAGUGUGCUCGAUAUAAAGCAUAUAAGGGCAAUCGGAGGAAAAGGUGGAGAUGGAAAUAUAUCAUUUCUACAAUUAUGGUCAAAUGAAUAUGCUGGACCUGAUGGUGGAGAUGGAGGACAUGGUGGUCAUGUAAUUCUUCAGGCAUCAAUAAAUCACAGAGAUUUUUCACACAUUUCUGCUGUACUCAAAGCUGAAGAUGGAGAGAACGGGCAAAAUAAAGACUGCUUUGGCAAAAAUGCCGAACACACUAUAGUAACUGUACCAGUAGGUACCAUAAUACGCAACCUAGAUGGAAAGAUAAUAGGCGAUUUAAAUCAAGAAGGAAUGAUGUUUAUUGCUGCAAGAGGUGGUGCUGGUGGUCACGGAAAUGCAUAUUUUAAAUCUGAUGUGCAGCAGUCACCGCGUAUAAGUGAAUAUGGUGCAGAAGGAGAAGAAAUGCAAUAUGUAUUGGAAAUAAGUAGCAUGGCACAUGUAGGAUUAAUUGGUUUACCAAAUGCAGGUAAAAGUACAUUAUUACGGGCUAUAUCUAGAGCUAGACCAAAAGUGGCAGCAUACCCAUUCACAACAUUGAGACCUCAUUUAGGAAUGGUGUUAUAUGAUGAUUAUGAACAAAUUGCAGUGGCUGAUUUGCCGGGACUUAUAUCUGACUCUCACAAGAAUAGAGGGCUUGGUAUACAGUUUCUUAAACACGUAGAACGUUGCAAAAUUCUAUUAUUCGUUUUGGAUGCUACUUCAGAUGAACCAUGGAAGGAUUUUGAAACACUAAAAUAUGAAAUAGAACAAUUUAAUGUAAAGUUAACUAAGAGAUCAAUGCUCAUUGCUGCAAAUAAAAUGGAUUUACCAGUUGCAACGGAAAAUUUAAAAUUACUCGAACAAAAGGUUGAUUUACCAAUUAUUCCAAUUUCUGCAAAAAUAGGUACAAAUAUAGCUAUGUUAUUAAAGGAAAUAAGAAUAUUAUAUGAUAAGGACAAUGACCAAAGUAAAAAGUCAGAUGCUUUGUAACAAAAAAAUGUUUUGAUUAAUGAUACAUAUUUGUAACAAUAAUAUAAUAAAAAUGUAUAA